AUGUUUGUGUUGUCUGAUGGGGCGAGGGUGUACAUCCACUAUGGGACAACUACAGAACCUUCCCCCAAUGAUCUGCUGUGCCUGAAUGAACCACUUCUGGACCACAGACAGGGCCAGCACUUCCUAACCCAGGCUUUUAAAGUCAUCAUGGAAGAGGUGCUGUGUAAGGGCACAGACAUCAAUGAGAAGGUGUGUGAGUGGCGGGACCCGGAGGAGUUGGCUGCUCUGCUGGAUCUGGAGCUGAGAGAGAACGGGGAGUCCCAGCACCAGCUGCUGCAGAGAGUACGGGACGUAGCCAAGACCAAUCAUCCGCGUUUCUUCAAUCAGCUCUUUGCAGGGGUGGAUUACCAUGCCUUGACAGGACGAUUCUUUACAGAGGCUCUCAACACUAGCCAGUAUACCUAUGAGGUAACUCCAGUGUUUGUCCUGAUGGAAGACGAGGUCCUCGCCAAACUACGUUCUCUGUUUGGGUGGACAGAGGGAGAUGGCAUCUUCUGCCCAGGCGGCUCUGUGUCUAACAUGUAUGCCAUGAACGUGGCACGAUACCACACCUUCCCAGAAGUGAAACUAAAGGGACUGUGGGCCCUCCCUCCACUGGCUGUCUUCACAUCUCAAGAGGUAGGGGAAAACGGACACUAUGGUUGA
Messenger RNA from Salvelinus namaycush (lake trout), 645 nucleotides. RefSeq names its product cysteine sulfinic acid decarboxylase-like. Gene Ontology annotation, molecular function: pyridoxal phosphate binding; sulfinoalanine decarboxylase activity. Gene Ontology annotation, biological process: carboxylic acid metabolic process. Bases 1 to 645 code for a protein of 214 amino acids. NCBI's taxonomy places the organism in Eukaryota, Metazoa, Chordata, Actinopteri, Salmoniformes, Salmonidae. The record is from RefSeq and is a predicted model, not a curated record. Gene Ontology annotation, cellular component: cytoplasm. The transcript is spliced from 5 exons.